This is a messenger RNA of Xenia sp. Carnegie-2017, 1271 nucleotides long. RefSeq lists its product as uncharacterized. Lineage: Eukaryota; Metazoa; Cnidaria; Anthozoa; Malacalcyonacea; Xeniidae. Gene Ontology annotation, molecular function: protein binding. The coding region runs from base 137 to 724 and encodes 195 amino acids. The record is from RefSeq and is a predicted model, not a curated record. The transcript has a single exon.
UGUUCAAAAUAUUACCAUAUUACAAAGAAUAAGUGUGUUUAUACUGCUCACUGCAGUUACUCGUUGUUUUUACAAAGCGACGCCAUCGAAGCAAAGAUCUGUAUCAAAAGCAGUUCAUCAAGCGUUUGCUGUUGAUAUGUCGAACAAAGUGGAAGAAAUUAUUGAAUUUUGGUUUGGAGAAGGCCAUUGUAAGUGGUUCGGGGGCGGACUGCAGACGGAUAAUUUGAUUCGUGAGAAAUAUGGCGAUGUGAUCGAGAUGGCAUUUCAAGGUAAAUUAGAUGACUGGAAAUCAGAACCGAAAGCGAGUUUGGCUUUGAUUUUGAUAUGUGAUCAAUUCUGUCGGAACGUCCAUCGCGGAUCGAAGAAAAUGUUUGGCCUCGAUCACGUUGCACUAGAAUUAGCUAAGAAAUUUGUCGAAAGGAAGACACAUAAUCAUUUGGAAUUCCCUUUCUUUCAGCGGGUGUUUAUGUAUAUGCCGUUUGAGCAUGACGAAAAUAGUACCAGCCAAGAACUCUCCGUACAAUAUACCGCGCAGUUAUCCCUAAUAGCAAAAACGGACGACGAGAAGAACGCUGCCGUGAAUUUUUUGAAAUAUGCAAAGCUUCACAAGGAGGUCAUCGAUAAAUUUGGCCGCUUUCCGCAACGGAAUAUGUUAUUGCAACGCGAAAGUACUCCAGAAGAAGCGGAGUUCUUGGCCAAUUUGCCAUCAAAAUAUAAAUGGUGACAUUAACAAACGCCUCUCUUGAAGGAUGAAUUUGUUACACGUUGAUCUCUAUUAAACGCCCCAUUUCUAAUAAACGCCUUCCCUCAUUACGAUUGGGCCAUUAUUCAGUCGUUUGUCGAUUGGGCUCAAUAACCGUAUGUUUAGUCUUCGCUUUGUUUUCAUUUGUUCGUAAUAAAGUGAUAGUUAUGAUAUAAAAACAUCUCUCUAUUAACGCCUUGUAUCUAUUGAUGCCUCAAGAACUCCUAAAAUUUAUCAAUCGCCUUGGACCUUUAUUAGAUUAUGUUUUGUCAUAAACCACACAUAUACGCACAGAAUAUGUUCUAUCUAUCGCAUAAAAAAUGGUAUGUGCUUACAUGUGGGUAACUUGGAUGCGAAAGGUAAACACUGUUAAUACAUUAUGUUUUAAUUGUAAUUAUUUCAUUGUAAUAUGUAAUUGCCAAUAGCUUGUUGUAAUACAGAUCACAUGUUUUAAAAAUGAUUGUCAACUGCAUACAUUGCAUUUGUUAAAUAUCUCAAGUACAAUUAAAUAAAAAACAUGAAAUACAAA